UUUUUCCUUUCAUCGAUAGAUGCAUUUCUGUAACUGUAAGGAGAGAUCACGGUUCUGACUCUAUACAGAGCAAUUGGUGUAUUCUACGGGUCGUUUGUGCUCCGACCCUCUACCGGCGUGAACUACCUAACUAGCUCACGUCAAAAAAGACGAUCGUGCCUUUGCUCGUUCCUCGAACUCAACAACGUAAAGAAGGAACUGACUGACUGCAGGGAUGUCGUUUAGCACGGAGGGAGACGAAAUUCAGACUCGAUCGCUUUAUUUUGUGUUGUUUGCCGCGUUGCUGGCGACAGUUUUUAUUCUGGCGAAACAGUUACACGAUCACAAACGCCUGAAUGCAGUCUUUUCCGAGGCUGCCCUCGUUUUGAUGGUCGGAAUGAUAACCGGCGGUAUUACGCGGAGUAUUCAGGCGAUCUCCAGCACCAAUCAAAACACGGAUGACGAUGCGGUCGCGGUAGAAAGUGUACUGGCUAAUUCUAUUCUUUCCUUUUCACCAAAUGUAUUCUUCAUGGCUUUGCUGCCUCCAAUUUUGUUUCAUUCGGGUUAUGGACUUCGUCGAGAAUUAUUCUACCGUCACAUUAAGCCUAUUGCUUUGUUUGCAGCAGUUGGGACGCUACUUUCGGCUCUCGUCACGGGUCUUUCAUUGUAUGGGAUUGGACGGUUGGGCGGUUUGGGUGCCUUUCAACCUUCCGUGCUGGAACUACUUACCUUUGGUUCCCUAAUUGCUGCUACCGAUACUGUUUCCGUAGUUGCUGUCCUACAAGCCAAAAGGGUCGAUCCACACUUGUUCUACCUCACUUUGGGUGAAAGCGCGCUCAACGAUGCCGUUGCUCUCGUGCUAUUUGAAUCCUUUGGAGAGUUGUUGGAAAAGUUUGGCGAGAACGGUCAAGGGACGCUGGCGCGGAGCACGUUGCAGUUUGGCUUGGAUUUCUCCCUUGCGGCGGUUGGUUCGCCCGCUUUGGGGAUCUUAUUCGGAGUGGGAGCGGCCUUGGUUUUCAAACGCAGUGAUUUUCGGGAUCACAAAAUGUUGGAGCUAGGCCUGUACAGCCUUUGUAUGUAUGUUCCGUACACGAUCGCGGAAUGCAUCAAUCUCAGUGGCAUUGUUUCAAUCUUCUUCGCGGGCAUGUCGGCCCGUAGGUAUAUUGUGCCGAAUUUGAGCACAGAAACGGCUCACAAUGGGGAGGCAAUCUUUGGACUAGCAGCCUAUUUGGCAGAAAUUUGCAUUUUCUUGGAACUUGGAAUGAGUUUAUGGGGACUCAAGGCCAAGUUCAGCUGGGCAUUCAUUGGCUGGUCCCUUUUGGCUUGUCUUAUUGGACGGGCUGUGGCCAUCUACCCUCUCGCUAACCUGUGGAACUGCUCAUUGAAAGAAUCCCAGCUGAACGACGCUUUCGUGGAAGCAACCGAAUCUUUCGAUAUAGAAGUAGAAAAGGCACAGAACGACGCCGGUCUUUUCCAAGACGAUGUAAGUGUUUCCAGCGCAUCGACAUCCGCACAGAUAGGUUUCGCAUCUCGAAUUAAACGAAAACGACGGACCCCGGUCAAACGGAAAGACAAAAAGAUAUCCUUACCGAUGAUGCAUUUUUUGUGGUUUGCUGGUUUACGUGGUGCUGUGGCGUACGCCUGCGCCAGAAAGUUUCCCGGAGCUAACCGCGAUGAAUUUAUUGCAGCCACCAUGUUCAUCGUGCUCUUCACCAUCGUCAUUAUGGGCGGCGCGACGGAAUUAGUGUUGGGGAUCCUGAAAAUUGCGACUAACGUUGACGAAGAUAAAUAUAUGGAAGAAUGGCACAAGCAACGCAUGCUUAAAGGUGCUUUUCACGAUUUCGGUAUGUUUCGCGAAAACGAUCUUGUUGUUUGA
Messenger RNA from Phaeodactylum tricornutum CCAP 1055/1, 1855 nucleotides. RefSeq lists its product with no specific name. NCBI's taxonomy places the organism in Eukaryota, Bacillariophyta, Bacillariophyceae, Surirellales, Neidiaceae. Gene Ontology annotation, molecular function: sodium:proton antiporter activity. The transcript has a single exon. Bases 215 to 1855 code for a protein of 546 amino acids. Gene Ontology annotation, cellular component: membrane. Gene Ontology annotation, biological process: proton transmembrane transport; regulation of pH; sodium ion transport. The record is from RefSeq and is a predicted model, not a curated record.